Schistocerca gregaria is the source of this 5853-nucleotide messenger RNA. RefSeq names its product zinc finger and BTB domain-containing protein 17-like. NCBI's taxonomy places the organism in Eukaryota, Metazoa, Arthropoda, Insecta, Orthoptera, Acrididae. The coding region runs from base 1362 to 4382 and encodes 1006 amino acids. Gene Ontology annotation, molecular function: zinc ion binding. The transcript has 9 exons. Gene Ontology annotation, cellular component: nucleus. The record is from RefSeq and is a predicted model, not a curated record.
CUGUGUAAAUUACCAAUCAAAAAUAAAAGACAUUAAAACUACAUCUGUUUUCAUAAAUAAAUCACCACUACAUAGCCUUAAAGAAAACCAAGAAUCUUAACAGUAGUAAGGCUCUCCUUCAAAAUAGAAAUUAUUAAGACAUCUGUAUAUCCACAUUAUGUUAUGAGAUGAAUACAACACAAUACCACAAGAUUACUCCAUAAACAGGAAGCAUAAAUAUACAAUGUAUGUAUUUUCUCGUUAUACAAGAAUGACCCUUCUGCUUGUUGCUCUUUCAGGUUUGCUCCAAGUGCCUUAAACAGAUGUGAUGCUACAACAUAAGGCAGCCAGAGAACAAGAAUAGUGCACAUGGUGUAAACUGCAGACUUGAAAGGGUAUUACUGUUAAAUUUGGGUGAAUUAGCGUGGGCAUCAAAGCGUAAUUAUUCGUGUUAUCGUCUUAUCCAGCUUCCGUUGAGGAAGUCUCGGAUCGAUGUUGGGUUUUCGUCUAAGGAUGAUAAUAGAUUUGACUAAAUUAAAAUGUUUCUGUUAUAUCUAUAAAUAUAACUGAAAUCAUGUAUGCCCUGACAACUUCUAUCCGAUGGAAAAUAUCUACAGAUGAAUUAAGAAAUAAAUAAAAGUGUGUCACACUUAGAACGAGAAAUAAUAAAUAUCGUUACCGGUUGUGAAUGUACACAACACUAAUUUUUUCCUACAAAAGUCUCACAUUAGCCCACUGCGAAGUUAAAUCAAUUUCUACACUAAUCCUAGAUCCUUAAAUGUUCGCCGGGACACCUAGAAACAAUAAUAAUGGUUUAUUAAGCAGGCUUGUUACGUUUGUUUCUUCACAACAUAUGCAGUCUGACACAAUGUUGCCAAUAACUCCUGAACACAAAACCGCGACAUUCCUAAAACACUCUAUGAUUAUCAAUAUUUGGAACGUUCUGGAAGUAGAAUAUUCAUUGAAAACAUCACUUAGGUCUAUCAUUAGUUAUUGCUGUCCUGUAUACAAACUGCGAGAGUGUUUAAGAUACAAUCUACAUUGACAGCAUGAGGCGUCUUGCACUUUUGAAACAGCGAGUGCUUUAGAUAACGCUUACAGUUGCGACAACGUCUCAGUUCACUAGCAUUGCUGAACAUCAAUAUAAAUUGACUCACAAACGAACCUCAUUUGCUUCUUUUCCGGAAAUCGGGACGUCGUUUGUGUUACUACAAGAAAAUUAGUACAUAACUAAUUGAUUUCAGUAAAGUAGAAAUUCUUCCCAAAAAACAAAACAAUCGUGUAUGUUGGUAGCACUGUAGAAACACAAACAACAGACAAAUAAUUUUUGUUCUCUACAAAAUGUCAAUUUUGUUUAUUGUGAUUUAGCGGUUUUUGUUACGAUGCAUGUAGAAUGGAAAUAUUGGUGUCGUCUGUGUGCUAGUGCUGAUGGGAAUGCAACUGUUGUGUUCAAGAGUAAGGAUCGUCUUCUGCCAGACAAAAUUUUUAAGUAUUUGUCUAUAUUGAUUGAGAAUCAAGAUGUGUUACCACAGUCAGUAUGUGAAAGCUGUGUGAAAAAGAUUGGUUCAUUUGAUCGGUACGCAGAUCAGUGUCUUCGUGUACAAAGUAUGUUUAAAAGUAUGAUUGAGGAAGCGGACGGCGCUGAUGCCAAAGCCGGCUUCGUUAGUCAAGGAUCCCCGAAUGAAACUCAAGCUGUUUUGUCGUCCCAAGAGUUGCAGGAAAGUGACAGCAAGGAAAAUAUAGCUGUUGAAAAUAAUCAGCAGCUCCCAGUGGAGAGCAGUACUGAAGUAUUACCAAAGAAACCAAAAUCUAAGCCUUUGCGCAAGAAAAAUGCUAAUAAGGCUCCCCUCCUAACCACCGCACAUUCAAAAAAAAAUACAAAGCACACAAAGAGAAAAGGAGAAAAUGAUUUUCAGAGGAGAGUGAGUAUAAGACUGAAGAAUGUUACUCAAGCUCAAAAUGACUUCUCUACAGUGAGUGAUGUUGAAGUGAAAGAAGAAGAUAGGCCUGGUGAUGAAGCAAAAAAGGAUGUAAUUACUGUCCCCAAAAAGAGAAGUCGAUCUGGAAAGACUCUUGUAGGUGCAGCUAAGAGGAAGGCAAAGGUACCUCGUGUGGUUAAACCAGAGUGCACAAAGCUGCUGGAAGAGAAAUCUCCAGGCACAAAAGACACCAUACCAUCCAAUCCAUCCAGUACAGAAAUGAUCACUGAACCUGUGAAGGUAGAAGAAACAGAUGUCCCAGAGGAAAACAGCUGUCCAGGGACACCAUCUGCAGAACAAGAAGACAGAUCUGAAGUUGACAAGCCAGAUACAAGCUUUGAUGCCUUUGAUGAUAGACCAGAUGAUGAUAGUAGUGAUGAUGACAGAGAUGAUAAGACUGAUAAAGAAAAAACUGAUCAAGAGAAAACACCUACAUUCAGGUGGGAGUGCCAUGUGUGCCACGAAGUGCUUGCCAACUGGAAUUCGCUUGCUGUCCACUGCCGCCAGGUGCAUGAUGUGCAGGCACAAGUCGUCUGUAUUUGUUCCCAAGUGUUAUCAAAUCGAGGUUCAAUCAUAAAGCAUAGGCAGCUUCACACUGAUUCUUUCCAGUACAGAUGUGAUAAGUGUGACAAAGCAUUCUCCCGCAAGUCACUAUAUGACCUACAUGUCUUAUCACACGUGCCAAAGGAGCAACAACCAUUUGUAUGUUGUAAGUGUGCCCGUCGUUUCCACUGUGAGGCACUACUGAGGCACCAUGAGCGAGUUCACCUACCUCGGGAAGAGAGGCUCAUCUACCCUUGUAGUGUCUGCAACAAAAAGUUCAGUAGCAGGUCUAAUGUAUCUUCCCAUUUAAAAGCUGUCCACUUUGGCGAGAGGCCAUUUGUGUGUGAACAGUGUGGUCACAGUUUCACAUCAAAAGGGAUUCUGCAGGAACAUUUAACAAUCCACAGUGAUGAAACACCAUUUCGGUGUACAAAGUGCAAAAAGAGCUUCAAAACAAAAUACCGACUAAAAAUUCACAUGGAUACACAUCGUGAAACACCGUACCAAUGCCCCAUGUGUCCUCACCAGUUAUCGACACGUCGCACAUUACGCACACAUCUGCUUAUUCAUAAGGAUAUCAGAGCUUAUCAGUGUGCUACAUGUGGCAAAGCCUUCAGACGCCCAAAGGAUCUCAAGAAUCACCAUAAUCUUCACACUGGACUAAGGCCGUAUACGUGUAUGUUUUGCCCCAGAACAUUUGCAAAUGGUUCCAACUGUCGUGCACAUAAAAGAAAAAUGCAUCCGGAAGAACUGAGAGUAUACGAAGAAUCAUUAGCUGCGGCAGCUGCUGCUGCUGAGGAUGAUGGUUCUGGAACCAGUGAAGCCACCACACAGACUCCAGGUGCAACAACACCUGCUCCUCCUACAUUAAUCUCACCAGAGAGUGCCAUGGUGAAUUCAGAAACACUGUCAGGGCUGAAUGCAAAUCCUGUGUUACAGAAUUCUUCAUCCGGAAGGCCGCAGGCUGGUAACAUCAUUGUUUCAGUGCCCUCUUCAGAGUAUGGGAGGCCAGCUGUCUUUGAAACAAAUGCUAUCGUUAGUUCCUGUGUCAAACCGUCAACUGUUAACAGUGUUCCCCAUUUAUUGCCUCAUCAGAGUGUGAUUCCUGCCUCAAAUUCAGAUUACGGUAUCUCUUCUACUGGCAUGAGCAAUGCGGGCCAUGUAGCAGUGGGCCCUGUAAUUUCACAUACUGACCAUAGUGUAAACACAAUAACACCCAUGAUGGCUCUUUCAGCAGCAUCUAUGGUAAGGGUCAAUGAUUCUUGCAGAAACCCUAAUCAAAUUCCAAGAAAUGAACAUAUGUCAGCUGUCGAAGAUGGCUCUGCAGACAGAAACAUGUCAACUGUGAACCCCAACCUCACUAGACGUGGCAUGACUGCAGUAGACAUACUGAAUUCGCAUGGCCUUGCUACCAUAACUCCUCUGAAUCUAAAUGUGUCUGAAGUGCAUGCCAGUCGUUCACAGCAUAUUCCAGAAUCUCCGUCAGUGACUGAUGAAGAAGCAAGUUACCUUACAGGGACAAGGAGGACGGAUUCUUUUGCAAAUUCCCGGCACCAUCUGCAAAAUUUGAAUCCAAAUAUUCAGAUCCAUCAUCAGGAUCAACAUCACGGCCUGGGACACGUUGGUCGCGCUCUUCCUGAACCUGCAGCACUGAGCAGAAUGCAACAUACUCAACACUCUGGUGCUGUUUCCAUGGACUCUGUGGCCCCUUUGCAGGUACAAGGAUAUUCAACACUCAAUCAUUUGUAUCAUCAUGGUGAUGCAAUGCCUUCAGCUGUAGCCGCUGCAAUUGCACACAGCGGCACUGUUGCCGUGCCAGCUUUCCCAGGGAAUCCGUAUGUCCAUCAUAACAUAGGGUAUGCAAGGAGUGGAAAUAUGUAAAUCAUAAACACUAUGCCUGUGUGAUUCUAGUGUAGAAAUUUAGCUUAACAAAGACAGUGUGGUUUCCUGUGAGUUGUGUGUUCCUUCAUGUGGGCUUAUGUUGUAAUAGAGAUGUAUUUUUUGCCCAAACAUUUUUAAUAACCACCUUUUGGUGGAGAUUUGUGCAUUGUAAAAUCAGCUCAGUCAUGUUUGACCUAUAUAUGUAAUCUCUUUGUUAUUAAGCAUUUUCAUCUCCAUCCAUAUUAUCAACAUCAUCAUCAUCAUCAUCAUCAUCAUCAUCGUCCUCCUUAAGCUGCUGAAAAAGAUGAAAAUGCUUUUAGGCAUGUUUUUAGAUAAGCGUUAAUGGUACCGUGUACUGAAUGUUACCCGGUCAAUAUAUUACAUUGUAGGGUUACAUUUACCUGCAGUAAUGUAAUGGUACAAAUAUUUAAUGAUAUUAACACCACCAAAAGUCUGAUAUUAAUACAAAUAUUUUUAACCUUUUCUUUUUUUAGCAUACUAAUCUGCAUUAAAUACGUUAGUUUCAUGCAGACUUCCAGCGACUGCAUUGUGUACCACUUCCUUAAAAAUCAGAAAAGAGAGUAAAAAGAACUUCUCUGGCCUUUCAAGUUAUAUUUGACAAAUUAUUACAGUGUUUUAUUCAUAUAAGAGUAUCGCCUCUUGUAAAACAUGUGUACAAGUCCUGCUACAGUAAUUAAUUGCAACGUAAAAUGUGUCUUGUCCCACCCUUAAAGCUGAGAGAUUAGUAUUUAGUAUUGAUAAGUUGAGACAUUUCUUCCGUACACACAUACACAUCUGUAAGUUCUUCAUUCUUACUAAUGAAUCUUAAUACUUUUAUAAAAUGAAUAGACAAAUGAUAAACAUGAAAGAGCUGUUCUGUAAUAAUUGUACCUGUUUUCUGCUUAACAGUUAUUUACUCAUUACUGAGAGUGAAUUUGCUCAACGGUAUCCCAUACCACCUCUUAAGGCAAUCCCCUUGCUAUCUUAUUUUCCGGAGAAGGUUUGCUUAUUUUGCCACUCAUAUUUUUUUAUGUAUCUUGAAGACUCAUUAUCGCAGGGUCUCCUAUUUUUUCAUCAUUUUACUAUGAGAUAAAAUGCUUAAAUUAAUGUCCAUUUUCUUAUUUUAAAAACUUUUCUAUCUUACAUCCAUUUCUUUUCUCCCCCCCCCCCCCCCCCUCCGAAUAAAAAAUAAAUAAAAAGAUGGAAUAGUGUUUGUCAGUGGCAUACCACAGAGCCAUUCAAGAACAGUUGUUUUAAUGUUGUCAUCGUUGGAGAAUCUCUCUACCCCAGUUCUUCUUUCAGUUUACUGAAAAGAUGAAAAUUGCAUGGUGCAUGAGAUAGAGUUCCCAUUCAGUAUAAUGAGAAGGAAAGCUGCUACUCACUAUAUAGUGGAGAUACUGAGUCACAGGUAGGCACAACAAAUAGAAUCUCACAAUUAUAGCUUUUGGCCGUGAAGGCCUUUGUCAACAAU